Messenger RNA from Rotaria sp. Silwood2, 2481 nucleotides. NCBI's taxonomy places the organism in Eukaryota, Metazoa, Rotifera, Eurotatoria, Philodinida, Philodinidae. The record is from the annotation of a GenBank genome assembly.
AUGAAAUUUCAACCUGGAAUCUUACCUAUAGUUAUUCAACUAAAUGCACUACUUGGCAAAAAAGGUCAUUCUCUAAAAGAUUUAAAUGAUUAUUGGGAUGUAGCAACUUAUUUUGAAUUACAUGCUGUCCUACAUGAUUGGUCAAAAGCAUGUCAAGCAGCUUUACAUAUGUAUUUACUUAAUCCUCCAAUAUGGUAUUUAAAAUCUACAAUAAAUAAUUUAAAAAUGCUUCAUAAAGGAACAUGCUUACGUGAUCAAGAACGAUUAUCAUGUGAACAAUCAUCAAUAACAACUGCUCAUGAACAUAUAUACAGUUUUUGGAUAGAGUUUUUUAGUGAUGCUAUUAAUUCUAAUUCAACAUCAUCUGAAGAAAGAGAAUUACCAGCUCAAGUACCAAUUCUUGUUUGUGAUAAUUAUGAAAAAAGUGAUGGAGAACCAGUAAAUAAUAUUUAUGUUGAAGCAAAUUUGCAUUUAAAUUUUCAUACGGGUCAAGAACCUGAAACACUUGUUAUACGUAUUCUUGAACAACAAAAACAUAUACGUAAAGGUGAUCUUGUUAAAACAGUUGAUAUGAAUUCAAUUAGAUCAAUUAUAAAUGUUAAACGUGACAAUCGAUCUAUUUUUUUAUAUGCAUAUGAAAAUUCUGAAACAUUCUCAUCUGUUGAACUUCAAAUUUAUUUUUCAUCAGCUGAACGACGUACAGCAUUUAAUGAAAAAAUGUCCAAAUAUCGUGGAGAAACAAAUGCUGAAGAAACUAAAUUAGAGUUAAAUGUGGAAUUUGAUCGUGAUCAACAUGGUCAACGUAUUGCACUUGGUCAAGGUACAUAUGGAAAAGUUUAUCUAGCACACGAUCGUAUAACAUGGCAAGCAUUUGCUGUCAAAGAAAUUCCAAUGCGUAAUCCAUCUUAUACAGAAGCUCUCGAAAAUGAAAUUAAAAUAUUAUCAACACUUAAUCAUAAAAAUAUUGUUAGUUAUUAUGGUACAGCUAUUGAUUUGAAGAAAAAACCUCCAAUCUUUCAAGUUAUGAUGGAAUAUGUUGAUGGUGGUAGUCUUUCAAAACUUCUUUCGAAAUUUGGACAAUUUCCUGAACCAUCUAUUAGAAAAUAUACUCGACAGCUUCUUGACGGUCUACAAUAUUUACAUGAAAAUCAUAUUUUACAUCGAGAUAUUAAAUCAGCUAAUAUUCUUAUUAAUUUAAGAGGUGAAAUCAAAAUUGCUGAUUUUGGUACAUCAAAACGUCUUGCUGGUCUUCAUCUUUGUACCGAAGGGAGUGUUGGAACUCUUCAAUAUAUGUCCCCUGAUGUUGUUCUUGUACCACCGAUGGGUUAUGGACCAGAAGUUGAUAUUUGGAGUGUUGGAUGUACAGUUAUUGAAAUGGCAACUGGUAAACGACCAUUUCAUAAUAUAACAAAUAAUUAUGCAUUAUUAUUCAAACUUGGCAAUGAAAAACAAGCACCUGAUAUUCCACCUGAAUUAUCUGAUACAGCUAAAGAUUUUCUAGCCAAAUGUUUUGAACCAGCAAAUAGACGUCCAUCGGCUAAAGAUUUAUUAAAUCAUCCAUUUUGCAAGCCAGCUCGUAAUAUAACAACUCAAAUAUCAAUUGAUGAUUGCCGUCGCACUGAAUUAGCAAGCUUUCUACGUGAUAAAGAAAUUCGAGUAGAUCUUAUUAAUCAAUGGAUGGUUUUAAUAGAAGAAAAAAAUGAAACUGAACGAUUAAAUAUUAGAGAACUUCUAAUUUUAUUAGAUGGCAUUUGUGAUUAUUUGGAUCAAGGAAAUGUAGAUUCAUUAGGACAUGCCUUAGAUCAAAUAUGCGAUAGAACAAAAAUGGAUAGUGAUUUACGUAUUGAUCUUGAACGAUCAUUUUAUUUUUUUAUAAGAGCUGCAAAUAAUGUUCUUUCAUCAAGAAAUCUACAAGCUCCACAUGUUUUAUUUGCACUUGAUAAUAUUAUGCGUCGUAUAGCCGAACAUCUUGUUGGUCUUAUUCGACCAGAUUUUAUUCCUGCUAAUAGCACUAUGCCACCAUUGACACCAGGCACUGAUUUAUUAGUUGGUGCAUUACAUUCAACUGCAUCCUCAAGUAAUAGUCUUGAUGGAAAGAUCAAUGAUGAAGUAACACGUUUAUAUGAACAAUAUAGAACACUCGCUGAAAAAAAUCGAGAACAACUUCAUCGAUUGAUUAAUAUUGAAAAUAAUAUUGGAACAAAAAUAACUGAAUUGAUAAAUACGAAACGAAAUAACCCAUCAAGUAAAACAUUCGAAUUUUUCUUACCUACACAAACAUCUACAGCAACCGAAAAUCCGAAUUUUCCAAACCCAUCUGCUCCAAUAUCACCAGAACAAACAAAUGGAACUCAUAUUACAUCAACGUCAAGAGGAAUAAAACGUUCACAUGCACUUCUUGAUCUCGAACAAGAACACGAACGCUUAUUGAACGAUGUUACUGAUAAUCGAGCUCGUGUAAAUGAAAUACUCAACGCAUAA